AGUGCAAGUGAACGAUGAAGUGGCUUACAUAUUUACUUCCCGGUAUUUACGACCGUCCACCGCCAUCUAUGCCUUUUGGUAGGAACGUAGGCGGAGGUUUGUUGCUCGUGGUCGGAUAUGAAGCUGUCUUCGCUUUGUUCUGCGCACUACGCAAGGCUGCUGUUUCAUCCGUUGUGGCGAGAUGCUUAUGGACAUUGGCUAUGUACUUGUAUGGAUAUGAUGGGCGUUUGCUUGGACUGAUUGAGAUCUAUCAAAUGUAUGAAUGGGUAAACUUUGCUAGAACAAUGCCUACAACAACAAACAACGUACAACCUAAUACUAUAUUAACUAUUGAAACCAACUCAAGAAAGUAUUUCAAACUUAACAGUCAGUUUGUCAAAGUAAUUCUAGAUUUACAAGAUGCUCUGGAGAGAUUAGUCUACCUGACAUUGAUCCAAUGGAGUUUUGUUCUGAGAUGGGUGGAGUAUACCCUGGUGAAUAAAAAUAAGUAUCAAUCAUUUUUACAGGGUAUGGUAAAACUAUCUCUUGUCGUCUUGAUUGGAAUUUUGUUGCUAUCUUGCAUUCUUGACUUCAUAUUCUGGUGCACAAGGUCUAAACACACAAUGUGGAGGCUUGUGGUUACCUACAGUUUCAAACUGAUUUCAAAUAGCUCACUCAAGGAUGUCAGUUUACAACUAAAGUCACCUGAAGAUGUCAUUUUACAAGCAAAAUCAUUUGAGGAUGUCAAACUACAAACAAGUAGCAUAAGAAUAGCUCUAGAAUUAUGGCUUCAUCAGCGGAAAGCUCUACUCAUAUAUACCAGCUUUCUAAUGGUUGUGCUGGAACUAGCUGUAUGUCUUGCCUUACAUCUGUUCCUGCAUUUACUAUAUUUUUUACGUUUGCUUCAUGAAUUGUACAAUAUUGAAGAACAUGCUUUGGUUGACUUUUGACAUUUCAAUUUUGUAUUAUACAAUUUCUGUUCAACAGUCUACUUGAGCGAGUUUGUAUGUAAACUACAGUAUUGACUAUAUAUAUAAGCAAA
Corticium candelabrum is the source of this 1021-nucleotide messenger RNA. RefSeq lists its product as uncharacterized. The transcript has a single exon. NCBI's taxonomy places the organism in Eukaryota, Metazoa, Porifera, Homoscleromorpha, Homosclerophorida, Plakinidae. The record is from RefSeq and is a predicted model, not a curated record. The coding region runs from base 15 to 929 and encodes 304 amino acids.